GUGUGGGCAGAGGAGAAUUGUCCCAAGCAGCGACUGCCAUGCACAGCAAAAUCGACGUCUAAAACUUCAUCAAAUAUCAGAUGGACGGAUCCUUCAGAGCCGCGAAGGAUGGUGGAAAACUCGCUGCCAUAGAAGGCCAUAGAAAGCAUCAUCCAAAACGAGCUUUAAAAGGGAACGAGCUAGAUGCUUAACCAACGUAAGCACUUUUUACUUGUACACGUCGUUCCUUUUGCAUCAUCGGCUCUGACCGAGGACUGCAUAAAGGGGCUGGAAAGGUUCUGGGAGCGAGAAUGGAGCGGGCGCCAAGCACAAGCCCCAGCGGCGUAAGUCAGCCCCCACAACCUGCUCAGCAUGAACCUAUUAGUUUCGGCAUUGACCAGAUUCUCAGUGGUACCGACCAGGAAGGAUCACAGAACACAACCCGGAGUGGUUCGGUAACUGGCAACUCCACAAGUGGAGGAGGUUACCACCUCAAUAGUCCAACUGGAGCCAGUGCAGCGCCCUUCACUUCGCUUUCCGGUUCUUUUCAUGGCCUUGCGUCAUCAUACGAGGAAUCAAGUGCAUACGGAGUGAACUUGACUUUCACCCCAGGAGGGGUGAUACGCGUCCCGGCGCACAGGCCGCUGGCCGCCGCAGUGCCUCCUUCUAUAGCCAGCGCGGUACCAGGGCUAGGGAGCAUCAGCUUCCCCUGGAUGGAGAGCAACCAAAGAUUCGCAAAGGAAAGAUUCGCAGCUGCACUGACGCCAUUCACAGUGGCCCGGCGAAUUGGUCACCCCUACCAGAACCGCACCCCUCCGAAGAGGAAGAAGCCACGGACAUCCUUCUCCCGGGUGCAGAUCUGUGAGUUGGAGAAACGCUUCCACAGACAGAAGUACCUAGCCAGCGCUGAGCGGGCUGCUCUCGCCAAGACCCUCAAGAUGACCGACGCACAGGUCAAGACCUGGUUCCAGAACCGCAGGACCAAGUGGAGGCGACAGACGGCCGAGGAGAGGGAAGCGGAGCGUCAGCAGGCCAAUCGGCUGAUUAUCCAGCUGCAGCAUGAUGCCUUUCAGAAGUCCCUGAGUGACUCAGUUCCAUCCGAUCCACUCUGCAUCCACAACUCCUCCCUGUUCGCACUGCAGAACCUGCAGCCGUGGGCUUCUGAGGAAGCAGCAAAGAUGGGCCGUGUCACCGCUCUAGUUUGACAGGAACAGGGUGGGGCCCUCUGGACAUUACACACUCUGACUUGCCCAAAAGCUUACUGACUGAUAUCUAAGAAACUGCACCAAGGUGACUGACCGGUGAGCAAAGUGAACUGAGUAAUUUAUUAUUGUCCUUCCAGAACAUAGCCAAAGUGAGUCUGAAGAUGAAACAAAAACUCUGUAGUUUCCUACCCUGAUAUGAUCUGGCCAUGCAGAACGUACGCUGCAUGGGCCCUUGUGUCAGAUAAGUCAUGGGUGGUAGCUUAUGACCUGUGGCGAUGAAUGUGACACGCAUCACUGAGCCAGCCCCAUAAUUCCAAAUGGACAUAUUGACUGACUGACGCAGCACAGAUUGGAACAUUUCUUCCUCCCACGUCCCAUCUGUUCAUUCACCACUAGUUACACUACCAGCUCUGUGCCCUUACAUCAAAGCUGACCAGUCUGCAAAGGAGAGAAUUGAUGGGAAAUGGAGAGAGAGAGUGAGAAUACACUAAUAUUUUGAGAAUAUAUAAACCUUUGUUGUUGCAUGGAAUCAAUCUAAUCAUCCUCUCCUUCUCCAUCUUGAAAUAAAUCUAAUUGUUUCCUCUCUGGACUGCUAGUAAGAAGGAUUUUUGUAUUGGCGGAAAUAGGCAACACUGAUCCUAGAAAGCCACUGAAUGUGGGUACACGUACAGGCUUCAAUUCCAAUCUAUUAUCACUCUAAAGCUCAAUUAGGGGUCAUACAGUGAUUCCAUUUAAAUAAGAAGGGAAACUAUAAAACCAGAUAUCUACAAGUGAGAUUUUGUAGGAUCGACUGCUUGUCUGGACAUCCAAAACUAGAUAACCCCUACCUUCUGAAACAGGAUCCACCCGGAACACUAGCAAUACAUAUAUAGAUAAAUAUAUAUAUUUAAUUGAAUGGUUAAUACACAGCUCAAGGGCUAUUUUAGAAGAAUAACAUUUGCCAGUGGGGCAAGAAGCAAUCCAGUAAGAGGAAGCUGUUUAAUUCAUGUCAGGCUGUACCCAUUCACUGGGACGGGCAUGAGGGUGGCAUACUAGACCUGAGUCCUAUGAGACAUCUGAGAAUGUUUGAGGUAGUGCAAUAGAUGGAUGAUAACAGGAUGCCUCCCUAUGUAUUAUACAUUGUAUUUGAUAAAUAUGUAAAUAACUAACCAAAACCUAAUGACAAAAAAGUAUUAUCUUGUUUUUGCUUUGAAUCACUCUCUUUAUUUUCCUGUGUCGUUCUAUUGGUCUCCAUAGCUACUGUGUUGUUUACAUAUACAAUGUAAUAUCUGCACACCAUGGUCAUUACACACAACUACAAUGCAAACUGAACUGCACCAUAAAGAUCCAUAUCACUAACGCUCUCCUGGACACAACACAUUGACCAGGGCAGAUUUUGCCUAUUCGACAGAUCUAAGGCACUUACAGGGGGUGAGGAGAUCCACAGAGACCAUAAAAAGACUCUCCCCAUCUAAGCCCCUCUCCCUGAGUGCUGCUGACUCACAUUCAGCUGACCUGAGGGGGAUGGAUAGGUCUGAGUGUUGUGUCCAUUAUGAAUGUGAUCCAAACAAAAUUAUAACAUACAGUACCAGUCAAAGGUUUGGGCACACCUAUUCAAUCCAGGGUUUUUCUUUAUUUUUACUAUUUUCUACAUUGAAGAAUAAUAGCGAAGACAUCAAACCUAUGAAAUAACACAUAUGGAAUCAUGUAGUUACCAAAAAAGUCUAAAUAUAUUUUAUAGUAGACACCCUUUGCCUUGAUGACAGCUUUGCACACUCUGACAGCUUUGACAUUCUCUCAACCAUUCUCUUUGGGCUCCCAAUUGGCACAGUGGUCUAAGGCACUGCAUCUCAGUGCAAGAGGGGUCACUACAGUACCUUCAAAUCUAGGCAGCAUCACAUCCUGCCAUGAUUGGGAGUCCCAUAGGGCGGUGCACAAUUAGCCCAGCGUUGCCGGGGUAGGCUGUCCUUGUAAAUAAGAAUUUGUUCUUAACUGACUUGCCUAGUUAAAUAAAGAUGAAAGGUAGUCACCUGGAACACAUUUCAAAUAACAGGUGUGCCUUCAUAAUUUAUGGAAUUUCUUUCCUUCUUAAUGUGUUUGAGCCAAUCAGUUGUGUUGUGAUAAGGUAGGGGUGAUAGCCCUAUUUGGUAAAAGACCACAUCCAUAUUAUGGCAAGAACAGCUCAAAUAAGAAGAGAAUUUCAAGAACUUUGAAUGUUUCAUCAAGUGCUUUUGCAAAAAACAUCAAGUGUUAUGAUUUAACAGGCUCUCAGGAGGACCGCGACAGGAAAGGAAGACCCAGAGUUACAGUUGAAGUCAGAAGUUUACAUACACCUCAGCCAAAUACAUUUAAACUCGGUUUUUCACAAUUCCUGACAUUUAAUCCUAGUAAAAAUUAGGUCUUAGGUCUUUUUUUUUUUUUUUUCUUUCGGGGGGGUGGAUCAGCUUAAUAUUGCGGAAAGAAUGUUGCUUCCAAUGUAAUUGUCUGCAUCAUUUCCAAUCCCCCAUAUUUUUUGGGGUAAAUAUAUAUAUCCAUUCACGUAUGCAUACAUAUACACAUAUAUACAUACACAUACCUACAUAGACAUACAUACUUUUUUAAAGAGUAUACCUUUAUUAUUAUUCCCUGCAAACCCUACCACCGAUCCCCCAAUUGGAGUAAACUGAUAAACAUUUAUGUUUUUACCUUCAAUUUAUACAUCUUAUAAACAUUUUACAGACACAGUCUACUUUAUAAUAGUUCUCUCUUGUUUGUUCUUAGUCCUUCCUCUAUUUCUGUUGUCCAUCCAGUUUGAUUUCCACUUGUAACUGUGCUAUUUCACAAUAGCUCCGCACCUAUACACAUUUCACAGAUCCCGUAUGCCCUACAUUGUUUAUCUUGUUAUUAGUCCCACCCUUCAGCUCCACUCAACCUUUCCCAUCAAUCUUCCAACAUCAUCCAUUUCGGAUUUUUAUUUGCCAUAUAUUUUUCAACUGUGCUGUGAUGCUUCACAAAAGAUUUGAAUCUUCGUAUUCUCAUAGCUUCCACGGAUUGUAAAUUAAAAAUAAACAUUUUUGCUAAAAUAA
Molecule: messenger RNA, 4228 nt
Organism: Salvelinus fontinalis (brook trout)
Lineage: Eukaryota; Metazoa; Chordata; Actinopteri; Salmoniformes; Salmonidae
Product: T-cell leukemia homeobox protein 3-like
Exons: 3
Coding region: 291-1184 (297 amino acids)
Biological process (GO): animal organ development; regulation of transcription by RNA polymerase II
Cellular component (GO): nucleus
Molecular function (GO): DNA-binding transcription factor activity, RNA polymerase II-specific; RNA polymerase II cis-regulatory region sequence-specific DNA binding
Source: RefSeq, a predicted model, not a curated record